AGGUAUUGCUUUAUGGCAGGUAUCAGAGCGCCAGAUUUGAAAGGAAAAUACACGUCUUCAUAUCAAUAUUUUAACGUCAAAUAAUUUAUUUUAAGAAACGUUGUUAAUUCCAUGAAAACAACAAGCACGUCGUUGUUGAUCAGAUGUCUGUAUAUAUGUCUGUAUAUGCAGUGAAAUGAAAUCUUGAAGGUUGUGAACAUCGGUUUGUUAGCCUGUUGACUGUUGCUAUUUUGGGCAGCAAGUAAUAGUUCAGAGACAUUUUAAAGUUACCAAUAUUUGGAUAAAUUAAUCUAUGGAUCAAGUCUCUGAAAUUGGCGAUGCAUUACCGAGUGCACCUGUUUGUCCAUCGAAGUUUCAUGUUGAAGUACAUCAAAACCCUUGUAGCACUGCCAGAGUGUCUCUGGUUCAAGAACACGUACUGGCUGCAUUGAGGAAACAGAAGGUUGCUUAUGGAGACUUCACUGUGACAGAGUUCGAUGAUGCUUUCCUGACUGAGCAUGUCAAGUCAAUAUCUUUGUGUGAUACCGAUCUGGCAGACAUAGGUCGAAAGGCUAUCGACCUGACUUCGUGUAUACUCCACAUCCAUGUGUUCCAACUUCAUGAAGAUGGACCCGGCCAGGAAGAGAUCGAUGAUGAAGAUCUGGCUGCUGCCAGUCACUGGCUCCUGCCGUCUGCUGAUUUCCAUGGCGUGUGGGACAGUCUUGUAUUUGAUGAAGAGGUCAAGGCAAAGUUGUUAAACUAUGCCACAACCACCUUGCUGUUCUCUGACCGAGCAGUGGACAGUAACAUCAUCACCUGGAACAGAGUGGUUUUACUUCAUGGCCCUCCUGGUACAGGAAAGACAUCGCUCUGUAAGGCCCUAGCACAGAAACUGACCAUAAGACUGUCGGAUCGAUACACAUACGGUCAGCUGAUCGAGGUCAACAGUCACAGUUUGUUCUCCAAGUGGUUCUCAGAGAGUGGGAAGCUGGUGAUGAAGAUGUUCCAGAAGAUUCAGGAACUCAUCAAUGAUCCAGAAUCCCUGGUCUUUGUUCUCAUAGAUGAGGUAGAGAGCUUGACGUCAGCCAGGAAGAGUGCCCUGUCAGGGAGUGAGCCAUCAGAUGCUAUACGGGUUGUCAACGCUCUCCUGACACAGAUUGACCAGAUCAAGAGGCAUCCCAAUGUGCUGAUCCUUACUACAUCUAAUGUGACUGGUGCUAUAGACUUGGCAUUUGUAGACCGGGCAGACAUCAAGCAGUACAUCGGUCCCCCCUCUCCAUGUGCAAUAUUCAAGAUCUACCUCUCCUGUCUCAACGAACUAAUGAGGUCCGGGAUAAUCAGCCCUGCCCAGCAGCUGCUGGACCUCCGAGACCUGGAGGUGAUGAGGUUUAUAGAAAACGACGCCACUAGACUCAGUCUGCACCUCAGGAAUGUCGCAAUCAAGAGCCAAGGUUUGAGUGGAAGGACCCUGCGGAAACUCCCUUUUAUUGCCCACGCCAUGUUUGUGCAGAGACCUACUGUGACCCUGGACAACUUUGUGGAGUAUCUGUCUAAAACAGUGGACCUUCAGUUCAAGGAGAGAGAGGACUUGACCCGAGAUUGACCUAUAUAACAUUACAUUAGACAAGUUUGUGCACCACCUCUGGAACAGUGGACCGUCAGUUUGAGGAGAUGAAGGACUUCACCUGAGAGUGAAGCAUAGUUAGUCCCCAACAUAGGAGUGUGCUGAAGGUUGUCACCUCUGUAGCUGACAUGUCAGACUCGGGGACAGAGGGACCAGUCUUGCACAAUGUCCCUUCUCACAGGAU
Messenger RNA from Haliotis rubra (blacklip abalone), 1787 nucleotides. Its product is annotated as pachytene checkpoint protein 2 homolog. The transcript is spliced from 11 exons. Gene Ontology annotation, molecular function: ATP binding; ATP hydrolysis activity. The record is from RefSeq and is a predicted model, not a curated record. Gene Ontology annotation, cellular component: chromosome; nucleus. Lineage: Eukaryota; Metazoa; Mollusca; Gastropoda; Lepetellida; Haliotidae. Bases 293 to 1582 code for a protein of 429 amino acids. Gene Ontology annotation, biological process: meiotic recombination checkpoint signaling; reciprocal meiotic recombination.